Messenger RNA from Trichomycterus rosablanca, 2921 nucleotides. RefSeq names its product matrix metallopeptidase 19 (gene mmp19). The transcript has 9 exons. Gene Ontology annotation, molecular function: metalloendopeptidase activity; zinc ion binding. The coding region runs from base 140 to 1588 and encodes 482 amino acids. Gene Ontology annotation, cellular component: extracellular matrix. NCBI's taxonomy places the organism in Eukaryota, Metazoa, Chordata, Actinopteri, Siluriformes, Trichomycteridae. Gene Ontology annotation, biological process: extracellular matrix organization; proteolysis; collagen catabolic process. The record is from RefSeq and is a predicted model, not a curated record.
GAGAUGAGUCACUGAGCUCUUUGACUUUAAAACCUCCUGCAGGAACCGUCACCGCCGGGAGCGAACAUUCUCACAGCUCAGACAUUUCCACGUGAGACCUGAAGCCGGCUUUUCUCCACACGCUUCCAUUCAAAGCACCAUGGAUGGAGUGAACAUGGAAAAGUUGAUGCGUUUAGCAGUGCUGCUUGUCGUUGGGUUUUACGCAGCGUCCUCUAAUGUCCUGCAAAGAAGAAUGGAUCUUGUAGAAGCUGUGAAUUACCUGCAGAAGUUCGGGUACCUGGAUGUACCGCUGGACACAAAUUCUCAGGUGGACAUGAGCGAGAAGAUGGUCAGAGAAGCGCUCAGUCUCUUUCAGAGCGUAUCGGGUCUGACGGUGAGCGGAAAACUUGACGAAGCGACUCUGGCGAAGAUGAGGGGGCCACGCUGUGGUGUUGAGGAUCCGUUCAACCAAAGAUCCAAUAAAUACAGACGAUUUGGUGGAAUUUGGAGGAAAAGAAUCCUGACCUAUCGGCUCUAUAACUUCACUCCAGAUUUGGGGAAGGCAGCGACUCAGCGGGCCAUCAGAUCCGCUUUCAAGUACUGGAGCGACGCCACGCCGUUGAUCUUUAAAGAAAUCGAUUAUGGGCGUGCAGAUAUCAGGAUCUCGUUCCACGACAGGAAGGGAUGUCCUUCUCCCUUCGACGGGCCUGGUCACGUUCUCGCCCACGCCGAAGCUCCUACGUCAGGUCUGGUGCACUUCGACGAGGACGAGUACUGGACAGAGGGGAAGUACUACGGCUCUAAUCUGCGCAUCGUGGCGGCGCACGAGAUCGGACACGCGCUCGGACUGGGUCACUCUCAGUACAGCAGCGCCCUCAUGGCUGCCCACUACAGCGGGUACAAGGCCAACUUCAGGCUGCACCACGAUGACAUCAGAGGCAUCCAGGCACUAUAUGGUAAAAGAACCUCGGGUUCCUACGUGGAGGAGAACUCAAGCGUCAUGGAGCCCACGACUGUAGCGCCGUUCCCACGAGGCGAAGUUCCAGACCCGUGUACUGCCAGGCUCGAUGCCAUCAUGCUGGGUCCAUGGGGUAAAACCUUCGCAUUCAGCGGGGAUUACGUGUGGACCAUCUCAGAUUUGGGACACAACCCACCCAUGAAGAUCAACCUGCUGUGGAAAGGUCUGUCCGGAAACCUGAACGCUGCCGUGCACUCGCCCCGAACCAACAAGACCUACUUCCUGAAGGGUGAUAAAGUUUGGAGGUUUACAAAUUUCCAGCUCGACAACAGCUACCCCAAACAGCUGACCAGGAUUCCUCCUAACAUCGAUGCAGCUCUGUACCUGGAGAAGAACAAGAAACUCUUCUUCUUCAAGGGUUCGGGUUAUUGGCAGUGGGAUGAAAUGGUGUACAACGACCUGAGCAUCUACCCCAAACCCAUCUCCCGUCUCUUCUCCGGAGUCCCUGCAAACCCAGACUCAGCCCUCACCUGGACCAAUGGCAAGAUUUACUUCUUUAAAGGAGACAAGUACUGGCGUUUAAAUGAGCAGCUGGCGGUGGAACCGGGAUACCCCCUCAGUAAACGAGAACGGUGGAUGAGGUGCAACUGAGAGGGAACUAAGAACAGUUCAUGUAGAUCUAUAAACACUUUGAGGUGCUGCUUAAAGACUGAAUCACCAGUGCUGGUUCUGGUUUAAGAACACAACAUUACAUUACAUACACACACGGUACAUGAAGUACAGCUGUGUUGGGGUGUGUAUGUGUGUGUGGGAGCUCAGGAUCAGGUCUGGGUUUGUUCACUGAUUUACUAAGGCAGGAAAGGCGUGUCAGUAAUUACACACAUGGUUUUUCUGUGUCCUUUCUUUUCCUCCUGGUCUUCCUCUUUUUAGCUGCACUGUAUGGCCAAAAGUAUGUAGACACCUGACCAUAAGCUUGUUGGACAUUAAUAUAGAGUCCACUUCCACGAGCCCCUUGUUCUGGGAUGGCUUUUCACAAGAUGAAACAAAAAUGUGUCUGCGAGGUCAGACAUUAUUGUUAUACGGGAAGGCCUGGCUUACACUUUUCCAGUUCAUUCCAAGUGUUUGAGGACAGCGCUCUAUGCAGGACACUGGAGUCACAGCAGUCCCGGUUCCACUAGGAAAGCUCUGGACACAACACCAGUUUAUCACAGGCCAUCCCCUCAGACAUAGCCAAUCAUGUCUGUGUAGACGCCCAACUGGUCGAUAACGAAUCUGAGAUUCAAAACCCUAGCUUAAUCGACCGUUGCAUCACCCCAGCGCACAUUUAUGUAAUAUAAGUUUAUUUUACAGACCUGUUAGCAAUAGAUGUAAAUAAAAGACCAGAAAUCAAUCAUUAGGAGGUGUCCACAUAUUUUUGGCAGUGAAAUUAAUUGACUAAAAAUGAUGGAUCUUUAAUGUAACUAUGACCAUCUCUUUAUUACAUUUAUACGAUAUCAACAGUAUAUUUCAUUCACGCCUUAAAACUAGCAGGACUUGUUGGCAGGUUCACAAUUACAUCUCUUAUUUUCACAGCUAUUAAUUUACUUUUAAUUUCACUCUAAUUAUUAAAUAUGAUGCUUUUAAAUGAAUCACAAAGGAUUAAACAUUAGCAGCAUAUAUUACAAAUUAUAUAACUUCAUGUUAGCCUUUACCUGGUGCUAUAAUAAUAAUAAUUCAUAAUAUAUACUGCAGUAAAAAGUAUGUAACGAGGCAUAGGUGAUAUUUUUGGCAUUGCUGUAAUUUUUGUACAUUUUAAUUGUAUUUUUAUGUAUUUUUAAGUCUGGCUAAUCUGGCAGUAUUUACAGGACAGUUUUGUAAAGGUACACUAGUGUUAGCAUAAUGCUAAUGGAUUUGCAACGACACGAUCUGACAGCAAUUUUGCAGAUGAAAAUGGGCAAAAAUAUUAGACUCUGAUUUCCAAAAGUAAAAUAAAUAUUUCACAAAA